AGUUAUUUCCACCCUUUUUUUUCUUAUCGUUCUUCGCCAUCCUCCCUCCUAUCAGAAAAUUUGAGGAGAGAGAAUUUCCGACUUCGCAUGGCUGUUUACACAAAUUCAAUUCGAGAUUAAUUAAAGCAGAACGAAGCUCAAGAUUUCUAUCUGUAAUUCGCUCGUCGAUCUGUGUGUUAGGGUUUCCAAUUCGCCUAAAAUUCUUAAUUGUUUGUUGUUUCAAAUUUUCAAUUUCAUGGAUUUAGGGUUUUGCUUUUGUAUUAGAUUUUCGCUGAUUUUUAGCUCAAUUCAUGCUUCGAUUUUGUUGUAGUAGUAGUAGUUUGUUUGGUUAUUCGAUUGAUUGUAUCUUGUAUCCCUAUACUACACAUUAACAGAUUUUCGCUCUUUCUUCUUCUUUAUUUCGUAGUUUUUUUCCCCUUUAACUACUUUUAUUCAAUUAUUUGAGUUGUUGAUUAAAUUUAUAUUCAAAGGAUUAUAUUCUGAAAAAUAAAGGAAAAAAAAGGAAGAAACGAAAAAACAAAGUGGAUUAUGAAAUGAAUAGAAAAGAGUGAACAUUUAUUUUCGAUUAGUAAUAAAAUUAUAGCUGAGGAGAAAAGAAAGAGAAUUUUGUUGAGAGAACAAUAGUAAAAUUAUACUGUAGUUUGAGCUAUCAAAAUGGCUGGUUCUGGAGCCAACUUUCGAUAUCAUGGGCAACGAUUAGGCAUAACUGAGCCGAUCUCAUGCGGUGGACCCACGGAGUAUGAUGUAACUAAAAGCCAUGAACUUGAAAAGUAUUUGGAAGAUGUUGGUUUGUAUGAGAGUCAGGGGGAAGCUGUCAGUAGGGAGGAAGUGCUAGGGAGACUAGACCAGAUUGUGAAGCUCUGGGUGAAAACAAUUAGCCGAGCCAAGGGGUUGAAUGAGCAAUUAGUGCAAGAUGCAAAUGCAAAAAUCUUCACUUUUGGAUCGUACCGCCUUGGGGUGCAUGGUCCUGGAGCUGAUAUAGAUACGCUAUGCGUUGGGCCUAGACAUGCUACACGAGAGGAAGAUUUCUUUGGAGAACUUCACAGGAUGCUGUCUGAGAUGCCAGAAGUUACAGAGUUGCAUCCUGUGCCUGAUGCUUAUGUCCCUGUGAUGAAAUUCAAGUUUAGUGGGGUGUCCAUAGAUCUUCUUUAUGCAAAAUCAUCACUUUGGGUGAUUCCUGAAGAUUUGGAUAUCUCCCAAGAUUCAAUUUUGCAAAAUGCAGAUGAACAGACUGUUCGCAGUCUUAAUGGUUGUAGAGUUACAGAUCAAAUUUUGCGCUUGGUGCCAAAUAUACAGCAUUUCCGGACAACUCUUAGAUGCAUGAAAUUUUGGGCAAAACGCCGUGGUGUGUAUUCAAAUGUUGCUGGGUUUCUUGGUGGUAUUAAUUGGGCAAUACUAGUUGCUCGCAUUUGUCAGUUGUAUCCAAACUCACUGCCCAAUAUGUUAGUAUCUCGCUUCUUUAGGGUUUAUACUCAAUGGAGGUGGCCCAAUCCUGUCAUGCUCUGUGAAAUUGAAGAGGGAUCUUUUGGUCUGCAAGUUUGGGAUCCGAGGAAGAAUCCGAAGGAUAGAUAUCACCUGAUGCCUAUAAUAACUCCUGCAUAUCCAAGUAUGAACUCUAGUUAUAAUGUCUCAUCCAGUACUCUGCGGAUUAUGACAGAAGAGUUCCAGAGGGGACAUGACCUCUGUGAGGCUAUGGAAUCUAACAAGGCUGAAUGGGAUACUCUUUUUGAGCCCUAUCCUUUCUUCGAAGCAUAUAGAAACUAUCUGCAGAUAGACAUCAACGCUGAAAAUGCUGAUGACUAUCGUAAAUGGAAGGGUUGGGUGGAGUCCCGUCUCCGUACACUUACAUUAAAGAUUGAGAGGCACACAUAUAAUAUGCUUCAGUGCCAUCCUCACCCAGGAGAAUUCACAGAUAACUGCAAACCAUUUCACAGCUGUUAUUUCAUGGGUUUGCAACGUAAAAAGGAAGUCCCAGCUGGUGAAGGCGAACAGUUUGAUAUAAGGAUGACUGUUGAUGAAUUUAAGCAAACUGUUAAUAUGUAUACUUUAUGGAAACCUGGAAUGGAGAUCCGCGUAAGCCAUGUUAAACGGAAAAGUAUACCGUCUUUUGUAUUUCCUGGGGGUAUUAGACCUUCCCGUCCUACUAAAUCAUCUGGUGGAAGUAAGCGAUCUUCUGAGAUAAAGUCUGAUGUAGAUAAGCUAGAUGAUGGGCGGAAGAGGAAAAAGGAAAACGAUAUGAUGACUAGUGCGGCAAUUCCCAGGAACUCAGCUUCCUUGCCUUCUUCAAGUGGGGGAGGCCACACAGGUAGUCCUAUCAGCACGGCAACUUCUUCAGUAAAGGUAGAACAUCUAGAAUUGGAUGGGUAUAGUGAGCGAAAGGCUGAGAUUGUUGAUACAGAAAUGUUAUGUACUAGAAAUAAUGGUGAACUCAAUGGAACUGAGCACCAAAGUAUUCCUCUCAGGAAUUCAUCAGCUCCUGCUGUUUUAUCUGAUUCCAAGGAGACAGAGAAGUUGGCAAUUGAGAAAAUGAUGUUAGGUCCAUAUGGUUCGCACCAAGUUUUACCUGAGCUUGAUGAGCUAGAGAAUGACCCGGAAAAUGGAAAUCAAGUUGAACAUUCCGGAGGAGCUGUCAAGCUGUUGGAGGAGCCUUCUCCUAUGAAGGCAUCACCAGAAAUUGGAAAUCUUGGUACAACUGCAGCCCACUUCAGUUCAUUUUCUAAUGGGAGUUUGGAGGAGCUUGAGCCUGCUGAACUAACAAUGCCAGCACCUGUUCAAAUAAUUCCGGCUCCUGUACAAAAUAAGCCGCUUAUUAGGCUCAGCUUUACAUCCUUGGGUAAAGCUACAAGCCACAGCUCGUGAAGGAGCGAGCAACCUUUGGAUAAGCUUAAGCGAGCUAGAUUGCUUAGCGGUCCAAAUUUUGGAAAGGCUCCCUAUAAAAUCCCUUCUGUUUGAAGGAUCUUUGUAUAAAAUGUCAAUAAAUUUCUAAAUUGAUCAAAUGUGCCUUGUUAUCCAUGAGAUUUGUAGGAGGAAGUGAAUUGGCGCAUUGUACUGUGCGCUACCAACAUUUGUGAGGACAGUCUAUUAAGGAUUAAGAGGCACUUUUUUAA
Messenger RNA from Beta vulgaris subsp. vulgaris (sugar beet), 3107 nucleotides. Its product is annotated as nuclear poly(A) polymerase 1. Gene Ontology annotation, cellular component: nucleus. The transcript is spliced from 12 exons. The record is from RefSeq and is a predicted model, not a curated record. The coding region runs from base 655 to 2859 and encodes 734 amino acids. NCBI's taxonomy places the organism in Eukaryota, Viridiplantae, Streptophyta, Magnoliopsida, Caryophyllales, Amaranthaceae. Gene Ontology annotation, molecular function: poly(A) RNA polymerase activity; RNA binding.